GUAUACAUAAACAGUAUUCGCUUUCUCGUACAACAGGAAAGAACGAGACACACUUCCUACUGUGGUAAAAAAUGUUUCGAGUAACACGUCUGUGGUGCUCCACCGCACUGCACAACAGCACCCCCUUUGUGGAUGGGGCGUUACAGCUGGUGAAGCUGCACCUUGCACACCGCAACGCCCGCGAGGACAACAAUAAAGAAGCCUGCCAAGCCAUUGAGCGAGAGUUUUUGCGAGAGGUGGAGGUGUUCCGCCCGUGCUUUACGAUGUCCGCCUCCCUUGAAGUGGCGCAGCAGUACUCCAAGAAGCUGUACAGCGCACUGAAGUACUUUGGCAUGGACGAUGAUCCCCUCAUCCGGCAGCUUGACAGCUUAUUAGGACGUAGGGAGAUGCAAGAUGGUCGACGCAGGCAGCAGCAACGGAGUUUCUUCAAAGCAGCCGGCGGCGCGUCUCUAGGGCAGUCGUCGGCAGGCUCUUUGUCCACACUCGCCGAGCUUGUGGAGACAACGCUACCCACUGAACUGCCACACGCACCGAGGGUCGACCUGACGUCCCCGCGACGUCCAGGCGCGGUGCAGAUUCAGCACCGGUACCGCGGCCACUGGGUGUUGCAAGAACCCGACAUCGCGAUUACCCGCGAUGAACGAAAAGAAGAUCCGUGGUAA
Molecule: messenger RNA, 662 nt
Organism: Leptomonas pyrrhocoris
Lineage: Eukaryota; Euglenozoa; Kinetoplastea; Trypanosomatida; Trypanosomatidae
Exons: 1
Coding region: 72-662 (196 amino acids)
Source: RefSeq, a predicted model, not a curated record